AUGCGUUUGUUGGUCGAGGUUGGGGCGUCGCGGUCGCCGACGCGGACUGCUAACUUGCAGCCUUGUAGUGGUGGUGGUGGUGGUGGGGAGCGGCCAGGCGUGGCCUGGGACGCGACAGGCAGCAGCGAAGGCGUCGUGUGGUGCUUGCUGCCUGCUGUAGCCUUUUUCCCGGCUCGUCGCCUCGUCGGUGGUUGCAGCGUCCGGCGCCCGGUGGGCAGCUACGGCAGCAGCAGGCUGCCAGGCUCCCUCCUUCAUCGCUGGGUCGUCUACUCUUCUGUGUCUUCUUCGGUUCUUCCUGUUUUCGCCGUCGCCGGCAUCCAAUCUAUCCACCCACGCUAUCGCCACCUCUCCCUCCGCGCCAGAUCAAGCGAGAAUCAGCUCGUCGCGUUCUGGGCGCCCUUGCUGCUCCUGCACCUCGGUGGCCCGGACACCAUCACAGCCUACGCCUUCGAGGACAACCAGCUCUGGCUGCGCCACCUGCUAAACCUCGCGGUGCAGGUCAUGGGGGCAGCCUAUGUCCUGUACCAGUCUGUUGCUAUUGCUAUCCAGAGGGCCUUGGUCACCCCUUCCCUGCUGAUGUUCGUUACUGGCCUUCUCUCUCAAGUAUGGGGAGAGGACAUGGGCGCUGAAGCAGGCUCUCUUGAUCUGCAGGACGACAGAGACCGUCGCCAGCCGUAUGAUGGACGGGUUGGAACAGCAGAGCUGGAUUCGGAGGACGUUCUGCUGGGUGCUCACUACAUGUUCAAUGCCUGCAAGAGCCUCUUCACCGACGAUCUGAUCACGUCGGGAGCAGAACUCGAAGCUAUUAAGGGCAUACAGUUCAAUGGUGGCAAGUACAUGUACGAGCUGAUUGAGAUGCAGCUGUCCUUGAUGUACGACAUCCUGUACACCAAGGCAGCCGUCAUCUACACAUGGUAUGGUUUCUGCAUCCGUCUCAUCUCACCGGCAUCCACUUUGGCAUCGUUCUUGCUGUUCCAGUUGAGCAGCAGCAGCCAUGGUGGUUACACUUACAGCAGAGUGGAUGUCAUCGUCACUUACAUUCUCCUGGCCGGGGCCUUUGUCCUCGAGAUCACGUCGUUGAUCAGGGUACUAGGGUCUUCCUGGGCAUGCGCCUUCUUACACGCUCGGAGAUGGGACCGGAUCCAUGGCGCCGUCCGGUGCCUUCGCCGGCUUCUCUGGGCAGCGAGGAGCCGAAGGUGGCUGGACUCGGUUGGGCAGUACAACCUGCUGGAUUUCUGCACUCGUGACAGGACCGAGCUAAGGAGCAGGAUCGCCAAGAAAGUAGGGCUGGAGAAGUGGUGGGACAAGCUCCAUUACUCGAGCACCAUCAGCAUUUCGGACAGCUUCAGGGACCUCCUGCUGGAAGAGAUACCAAGAAGGCAGCUAGGGGACAUGAGGGACGCGCGGGGCCGGUGGACGCUCCAGCAAAUAGCUUACCCGCCGGGGGCCAGCGACAGCCGCAGAUUAUACGAUGAGAUCAGCUGGAGCGUCAACGACACCGACUUCGAUCAGAGCAUCCUCAUCUGGCAUGUCGCCACCGACAUCUACCUCUCCUGCCGCCGGCAGCCUGAGCCAGCCGCGGAGGAUCGCCAUCGCCUAGGCCUAGCCAAAGCCGUCAAGGAGCUCUCCGACUACAUGUUCUUCCUCUUCGUCGUCCAGCCCCACAUGCUUCCGGGCCCGGUUCGGAGCAGCCGGUACGACAACAACUGUGACGGUUUGGUCACGCUGUGGCAACAACACUCUGCUGACAAGGAUGGCAUGGACCCGAUGCUGACACCAAGGGAAAACCUAGCUAGAUUGCUUUACCACGAGUACAGAGACAGAUCCGACGACGACGACGACGACGAUCGUGCUAGUCCAGCAGCAUCCUUUUCAGUUCAGAUGAUGGAAGAGGAAGACAAGAACCCCCAUGGUCUCGCUUACAUCGACGCGGCUGGGCUCACCGGAUUGCUCCUUAGCGAGCGCUCAGGUAUACCUGACGUGCUGGAAAUGAUCGCCGGAGUGUGGAUCGAGAUGCUGUGCUACGCCGCAAGACACUGCACCGAGGUUUCCCACGCCAAGCAGCUGAGCAGCGGUGGCGAACUGGUGACUGCAAUGGGGAUGCUGGUGGAGUACACCGCUAGGUAUGACCUGCAUUCUGAUGGUCAUGGAUCAGAGGAUGAUCGUCCACUGUCAGGGACAUCUAUGGAGAAUGGAGAACCUAGCACUAGCAGAGCGGCGGCUGAGGUAUCUGUCGAUCUCGAUAGUAUCAGUGAAGGUGCCGGCCGGAUCGGAGGUGAAAUAUGCGAGGAAUAAUGGGGUGGAAAAUUUGAUCGCCGAGAGAUAUUGUAACAAUGCUCGUUGCCUAGUGGAAAUGAAUUGAAGAAUCGAUGUAUAGGUAGGCAUUGUCAUGACAUCUGAUUCGAUGCAUGC
Molecule: messenger RNA, 2412 nt
Organism: Sorghum bicolor (sorghum)
Lineage: Eukaryota; Viridiplantae; Streptophyta; Magnoliopsida; Poales; Poaceae
Exons: 4
Coding region: 1-2295 (764 amino acids)
Source: RefSeq, a predicted model, not a curated record